Saprolegnia diclina VS20 is the source of this 1269-nucleotide messenger RNA. RefSeq names its product 3-oxoacyl-[acyl-carrier-protein] synthase II. Gene Ontology annotation, molecular function: 3-oxoacyl-[acyl-carrier-protein] synthase activity. Bases 1 to 1269 code for a protein of 422 amino acids. The record is from RefSeq and is a predicted model, not a curated record. Lineage: Eukaryota; Oomycota; Saprolegniomycetes; Saprolegniales; Saprolegniaceae. The transcript has 10 exons. Gene Ontology annotation, biological process: fatty acid biosynthetic process.
AUGUUUCCACCUCCGCCUGCGGCGCUGAGCCGACGUGUCGUCAUCACUGGCCUUGGCGCGGUCACGCCCUUGGGCGUUGGCCUCGAGGCCACGUGGAACCGCCUCAUCAACGGCGACUGCGGUAUCUCGACCUUGACGUCGUUCGACACGACGGGCCUCGACUGCACGGUGGGCGGCCAAGUCCCGGACUUUGACCCGCUCGAGCACAUCAACCGUCGCGAGGCGCGCAGCCAAGACGUGCGGUUCAUUUCGUUUGCCAUCGCCGCUGCCAACGAAGCCAUCAAGGAUGCGCAAUGGACGCCGGCGUCGGACGCAGCCAAGGAACGUGCGGGUGUGGCGAUCGGCGCAGGCAUUGGCAACCUUCAGGAGAUCGUCGAGACCGCAGCGCUUGUCCAGCAGCAGAAGUACCGCCGGGUUUCGCCCUUCUUUGUGCCACGUAUCUUGAUCAACCUGGCUGCGGGGCACGUCAGCAUGAUGCACGGCCUCAAGGGCCCCAAUCAUGCGUGCACGACGGCCUGCGCCACCGGCAGCCACAGCAUUGGCGAUGCCUACCGCUUCAUUCGCAACGGCGAUGCGGAUGUGAUGGUCGCUGGCGGCUCGGAAGCGAGCUUGAACCCACUCUCGAUGUGCGGCUUUCUCCGCGCCAAGGCGCUGGCGACAAAGUUUAAUGACAACCCCGAGGCUGCCUCGCGGCCCUUUGACGCGCAGCGCGACGGCUUUGUCAUGGGCGAAGGCGCUGGCGUCUGCUUCCUCGAGGAGUACGAGCACGCCAAGGCGCGCGGGGCGCGCAUCUACGGCGAGAUCCGCGGCUACGGUCUGAGUGGCGACGCGCAUCACUUGACGGCCCCGACAGAGAACGGGGACGGCGCCUUCCGCGCGAUGCAGUCGGCGGUGGCGCAGUCGGGUCUUCAGUUCUCAGACAUUGGCUACAUCAAUGCGCACGCCACGUCGACGCCUCUGGGUGACGCGGCCGAGAACCGCGCGAUCAAGCGCCUCUUUGGGUCGCACGCAUACAACCUCAGCGUCUCGUCGACCAAGGGUGCCGUGGGGCACUUGCUGGGCGCGGCGGGCGCCAUCGAAGCCAUCUUUGCCCUCAAGGCCAUGCACGAGAGUGUCCUUCCGCCGACGCUCAAUUUGCAUGAAAAAAUCGACGAGUUCGACUUGGAUUACGUGCCUCUCGAAGCCAAAGCCCGCACGGUCAACGCUGUCCUCUCCAACUCGUUUGGCUUUGGCGGCACCAACUCGUCGCUCUGCUUUGCCAAGAUCUAG